Molecule: messenger RNA, 704 nt
Organism: Galendromus occidentalis (western predatory mite)
Lineage: Eukaryota; Metazoa; Arthropoda; Arachnida; Mesostigmata; Phytoseiidae
Gene: ppl
Product: glycine cleavage system H protein, mitochondrial
Exons: 4
Coding region: 181-636 (151 amino acids)
Biological process (GO): protein lipoylation; glycine decarboxylation via glycine cleavage system
Cellular component (GO): glycine cleavage complex; cytoplasm; mitochondrion
Source: RefSeq, a predicted model, not a curated record
AGAGCGCCGGCAGCCUGAGAGCGGUCCCCCGGCUGGCCGAACUCCCAACUCGAGAUAGCCCGUCGAGUUCUUAUCUUUUUUUCUAUCUCUAGAAACGACGAUCUCGCUACCUUGUCUUAUCUAGAAGCUGAUAAUCUAUAGAGCGAGACAGGACGCCGCAACCCAGUGCCACUCUCGAACAUGUCGCUGUGCAGAGCACUAUUCGCGCCCUUGAGGACCGGAUUCCAAAACCGUUUUCUGUCGACCACAAAUCGGUGUUUGGAGCGAUUAUACACAGAGAAACACGAAUGGGUUGAUGUCGAUGGAGCCGAAGGAAAGGUCGGCAUCUCGGACCACGCACAAGAUGCACUCGGCGACGUGGUUUACGUUCAGCCUCCAGAGGUCGGGCAGGAACUCACCAAGGGUGGCGAAUGUGGUGCCGUCGAAUCCGUCAAAGCAGCGUCUGAGAUUUAUUCCCCGGUAUCCGGCAUUGUCACCGAAGCGAACAAGGCGCUAGAAGAUAAACCAGCUUUAAUUAACUCCUCGUGUUACGACGAAGGUUGGAUUUUCAAGCUGAAGUUGACGAACCCCGAUGAGUUGAAAACCCUCAUGUCGGAAGGAGCCUAUGAGGAAUUCCUGAAGACAUCCGAUCACUAGGAUGCCCAAUCGGAGAGCCGAUUAGCCUGUACAUAUAUAUUAAUAAAUGUUUGCUCACUUUCCGAUAA